CCGUGGGGCAUUCCGGGUGUCGAUCGGGCCUGACGUGGGGACUCACGGUCAGUUCUUCCUUGACUAUGAGCGACGAUCGCCCGUGUAGGCGACCGCGCAUCAGUAAUUAUGAACGCAUGCGUUUUAUUCUCGGUGGCUCUGUCGUUGCUGGCUUCACUGCCGUCGCCGACCAUACAGGACGAUUAUUAUGCGUGGCCUCAGUACGGUACUUCUGAUCGGUAUGCGACAGCCGUGAAUAGCCCACCGGGUCAUUCUAAGCGGAAUGGAAAUAACGGUUUUUCCGGACCACCGGGUCAUAAUAAAUGGGGAGGCGGUGGCAGAGGUCCGCCAGGUGCUAACGGUCCUCCCGGAUUAGCUGGCGGCGGUCCUCCAGGAUUAAACGGUAAACGUCCUCCGGGUUGGAACAAAGUAGAUCCCGAAAGGCCGACCGAAGGUGAAAAGCUUCCAGAUCCAGGUAGCGGAGAAUCCAUUCAUAAACCUCGCCCUAGUGGCCAUAAAGAAAAUCCUGUUGGUCCAGACGAUCGUAUACCCGAUUCGAACAAUUAUCCGCAAAAUCGACAGUGCAGAAAUGACGAAUUUCGUUGCGGAAGUAACGAGUGUUUACCGCAAAGUGUCCAAUGCGAUAACAAAAUUGAUUGUCGCGAUUCCAGCGACGAAAAAUUUUGUACUGAUUUCGAUUAUAGAAACAGGAAUAAGCAAGAGGGCUGCGUCCUGCCUGAACAACCGGAAGGCGGGCGUUACGAGGUAGGAGGUUGCGCUGCACGUUGUAUUAAACGUCCUGGUGACAUAGUUCCCAACAACAGCAUUCUCACUUACAGUUGUAAAAACAAUUACAUACUGAGCGGAAACACUAUUUCCGUUUGUGUCAACAAUGAAUGGUACAAACCGCCAUCGUGUCUUAAAGUGUGCCCGCCGUUAAGCAGCAGCAGCGUAGACAUUUCCUGCAGUUACAAGGGAGAAACGGUGUCCUGUAGCGAACGUAUACUGCCGGGUACACGGGCUAUGCUCGCCUGUAAAUCAUCUUAUAAAUUACCUUUAACGAACGAUCCGGCUUACAGGGAGAUCACGUGUCUCGACGAUGGUUUAUGGGACCGACGCGUUUUUCGCUGUCUACCAGAAUGCGGGACGUCAAUUGCGCACGGCAACACUUUAAUCGUGAAUGGAUUCGAGGCCAAAGUAGGGGUAUUUCCCUGGCACGUUGGCAUUUACAUGAAGAAAAGUACGGGCGAUUACGAGCAGGUAUGCGGCGGCACUCUCAUCAAUAGCAAUCUCGUCGUAUCAGCGGCCCAUUGCUUUUACGAUGAGGUUUUCAACAAGCUCCACGACACGUCCAAGUACGCGGUGGCCGCCGGCAAACAUUACCGCAAUUGGAACGCCAAAGAAGAGUACGUUCAGAAAUCGUUAGUGGAGAGUAUCCGGUCGGGUGGCAGAUAUAUGGGCGCGCGGGGUAAUUUUGCCGACGACAUAUGUCUGGUGAAGCUGAUGACGCCCUUCGAAUUGACCGUUUUGGUGAGGCCCGUCUGCUUGGACUGGGACAACGCGUACGAGCGGGAGCAGCUGCGAGUGGGACAAGCUGGCAAGGUGGUCGGCUGGGGUAAAGACAUCAAAGGCGAAUCCACCGAGAGCUUACAGGAAAUUGACAUGCCGUUCGUGCCGUACCAUCAGUGUUUGUCCGCGGUGCCGCUAGAUUUCCGAGGAUUCCUCACGUCCGACAAGUUUUGUGCCGGCCACUUGAACGGUUCCAGUGUAUGCGAAGGAGAUAGUGGCGGCGGUUUAUGCUUCGAGAAGAACGGCAUCUGGUAUCUCCGUGGUAUCGUCAGCGUAAGCCCGGAGAAGAGAGGCAGCUGCGAUUACAACUCAUACGUUGGAUUUACCUACAUCAGUCACUUCCGUGAUUGGAUUCGCGAUGCUUACGUCAGCGCGUAAACGUUCCGGCGGACGUGAGUUGUCCGGUACAUGAAAUAUGUUGCUGGCAUCAUCGAGCUUGCAAUAACGCCAGACAAGAAGAUGUGACGUAUAAACAAUGUAAUAACAGCAACAAAACGGAUUGACAAUUGACGUCGAAAUUCUAAUAUCGACGGAUAAAACGAGAGCGUUUUUCAAGAUUUAUGCGAUCAAUUUUUCUAUUGAUGUUUCUAUUCUUUUCUAUUGAUGUGUAAAAAUAUCAUUUAUAACAAUUUUUAUUA
Linepithema humile (Argentine ant) is the source of this 2186-nucleotide messenger RNA. RefSeq names its product modular serine protease. Gene Ontology annotation, biological process: proteolysis. Lineage: Eukaryota; Metazoa; Arthropoda; Insecta; Hymenoptera; Formicidae. Gene Ontology annotation, molecular function: serine-type endopeptidase activity; protein binding. The record is from RefSeq and is a predicted model, not a curated record.